UCUUUCUUCUAUCAUCCAACAUCUAACUUAAAUAUUUCUACACCAGUAAUCCUCCUCGAAGUGUAAAUAAGUCACUAUACACCGGACAUGCCUCCCAAACAACCGCCAAAAAAGUCAUCCACGCCAUCCAUGAGUGGUGCUGAACCCAACAUUAACAGCAAUGGCAAUACCGUCAAGCCCCGCUCGAUUUCCAUCUCCCGUAACUCUCCGAGUACGAACUCCGGUGGUACACCCCCUGUGCCGAAUAUCCCUUCUCGAGCUUCCAUGUCUUCAACUGGGCCCCCUAGGUCAUUUGCGGGAUCAUUCAGACCUGCGUCUUCGGUGGUUGGGAUGGAGAAUUCUAAAUCAAGGAGACAGAGUAUAUCAAAGGAAAAAAUUAUCUCAAAGGACUCGAGUGAUAGUUUGAUCGGGAAUAAGACUAUCCCCCAAACACAAACCACGAGCUCAGCAUUGACAGCUGCCCUCGAGUCCCCUCAACCUCAAGGCUUAUCUCACCAAGGCUCAGGCUCCUUAUCACGCCCACCAAUUUCUCGCGAUGACUCUGGUACUUCCGCUCUUCGCAAUGGCGCCGCUAGUACUUCUGCUCCCAAAGAUGGUGAUAAGGCGGGCGAGUCAUCCUUCUCCAAUCUUGCAGAUGUGCCAGAUGAGGAAAAGGCGCGUGUUUUAAGAAGACACCUCGUAAGCGCCGAUGAGCGAGGCGCCUCUUCGCCCACCCCUGGCGGACAGUCGCCAGCUGGAUCUGGAAUCAAUAUGGGAGGUACACCGACAAGGGCCGAGUUUGACGACAUUCUUGGGGAGAGCGGAGUUAGUGGAUAUGGAAGUAUUGAUGCCCACCCUAAGGAUGAUUCUGAUCAGUUCCCUAUCCCUUAUGACGCGCCCGGUGGAGAUGUUACACAUGAUCUUUACAAAUGGCAACACGACCACCGCACACGCCCCGUCCGCUCCGCCUCUUUUUCACACGUCCCAGUCGACCGUUCGACCAUCCUUGAUCCACACUUGGCGCAUAUCAAAGAGCCUGGAGGUUUCCGACGGAACUUUGUGGUGAACCGUGCGCAAGAGCAGGGGUUGGAGGCGCCUGACAUGGUCAGGAAUGUAGUGGACUUCUUGUUUCUAUAUGGCCACUUUGCGGGUGAAGAUUUGAACGAAGACGAAGACGUGCUGGAAGAAGACGAAGAAUCCUAUCCCGAGGACGCCUCGUCUUCUUCUGCUUAUGCUCGCCGACCAUUCCCUGCUGGCGGAGAAGAAGCCGGACAAAUCGCUCGUGGAGAGAGGGCACCAUUGCUGGGUUCAACCAAACGAUCGUUGAGUAGGCAUCGUAGGACAAAGUCUGGGCAUAAUCAGGGAACGGCGAGUGUCACUCAGGCUGUGCUCAUGCUUUUAAAAGGUUUUGUCGGUACCGGUAUUCUGUUCAUGGGCAAAGCCUUUUUCAAUGGUGGUAUCCUUUUCUCGUCCAUCGUCAUGCUUGCUAUUGCCGGUAUCUCCCUCUGGUCAUUUUUGCUUCUCGUUCAGGCGUACAUGAAGGUCCCUGGAUCAUUUGGUGAUAUCGGCGGAGAGUUGUACGGAAAUAACAUGAGACUGAUCAUUUUGACUUCAAUUACUGUAUCCCAAAUCGGUUUUGUUGCUGCCUACUCCAUUUUCAUUGCUGAGAACCUUCAGGCAUUCAUAAUGGCGGUUAGCAACUGUCGAACCUUUAUCCCUGUCAAAUACCUCAUCUUUGCCCAACUUAUCGUCUUUAUGCCACUUUCUAUGAUCAGAAACUUGGCCAAGCUUUCGGGUACUGCAUUGAUCGCGGAUGCAUUUAUCCUUAUUGGUAUCAUUUACAUUGGCGGUAAUGAGAUCUCGGUUCUGUCCAAGAAUGGGGUUGCGGACGUUGCGCUUUUUAACAAGCAGAGCUUCCCUUUAUUGAUUGGUACCGCUGUGUUUGCAUUCGAGGGUAUUGGCCUUGUCAUUCCUAUCACUGAAUCCAUGCGUGAACCUCAAAAAUUCCCUCGUGUCUUAUCAGGUGUCAUGUUCUGCGUCGCCAUCCUCUUUGCUGGUUCUGGUGUCAUGUCCUACGCUGCAUACGGGAGUGACAUCCAGACUGUCGUCAUUGUCAACUUGCCUCAAGAUGACAAGUUUGUUCAGGCCGUUCAAUUUUUGUAUUCUGUUGCCAUCCUCCUCUCUUCCCCCCUCCAACUCUUCCCAGCCGUGCGUAUCAUGGAGAACGGUCUCUUUUCCAAAUCAGGCAAGCACAACCCCUCGGUCAAGUGGCAAAAGAAUGUGUUCAGGUCCUGUACAGUUAUCUUCUGUUCUUUGCUGUCUUGGGCCGGGUCUAAUGAAUUGGACAAGUUUGUGGCGUUGAUUGGCAGUUUCGCUUGUAUCCCCUUGUGUUUCAUUUAUCCACCCAUGCUCCAUUUGAAAGCUUGCGCUCGCACUCCUAAAGCACGGAUUAUGGAUUGGACGCUCAUCGUCUUUGGUACCAUUGUGGGUGCCUUCACGACGGUGCAGACUUUAAGGAGUUUGUUCAUUCCCAGUGCGGAAGGACCAAAAUUCGGCGGGUGUGAAUAAAAGAGUAAAGCUACAUGGUAGGCAGGGGCCAUCAGAAUACGAGAAGGAGCAUCUAAUCAGGGGUGUAGUGUCAUUGGUUCCAGUAAUUAUCAUACUUGCAUCUUUGUGAGAUACUUGCCGAGUUUUUCGACGCAAUUUUUUACAUAUUGUGACCCCAAUCUCGCAUAUCAUUCGUCCAAGUUUCAGUUUGUAUAUAAAAAGAUGUAAUCAUCAC
Molecule: messenger RNA, 2761 nt
Organism: Cryptococcus deneoformans JEC21
Lineage: Eukaryota; Fungi; Basidiomycota; Tremellomycetes; Tremellales; Cryptococcaceae
Exons: 9
Coding region: 88-2547 (819 amino acids)
Biological process (GO): amino acid transmembrane transport
Molecular function (GO): amino acid transmembrane transporter activity
Source: RefSeq, a predicted model, not a curated record